GCUCGUGUCCUCGUCUUUCCUCGUCUCCAGCGGAGUGGCUUUGUGUUUCUCCCCGGCGGCGCCAUGGCAGAGCAAGAGAGCCUGGAGUUCGGCAAGGCAGACUUUGUGCUCCUCGACGCCGUCUCCAUGCCGGCAUUCAUGGCCAAUCUCCACCUAAGGUUUGAAAAGGGACGGAUCUAUACGUUUAUUGGGGAAGUGGUAGUUUCUGUAAACCCUUACAAGAACUUAAAUAUCUAUGGACGUGACAUGAUUGAGCAGUACAAAGGGCGGGAGCUGUAUGAGAGGCCCCCUCAUCUUUUCGCCAUUGCAGAUGCUGCAUACAAGGCCAUGAAGAGACGAUCGAAGGACACAUGCAUUGUAAUAUCAGGUGAGAGUGGGGCAGGCAAAACAGAAGCAAGCAAAUACAUCAUGCAGUACAUUGCUGCCAUUACUAAUCCAAGCCAGAGAGCUGAGGUUGAAAGGGUGAAGAACAUGUUGCUGAAAUCCAACUGUAUUCUGGAGGCCUUUGGCAAUGCCAAAACCAACCGCAAUGAUAACUCCAGCCGAUUUGGGAAAUAUAUGGAUAUCAACUUUGAUUUUAAAGGAGACCCAAUAGGUGGGCACAUCAAUAAUUACUUGCUGGAAAAGUCACGGGUGAUUGUGCAGCAGCCAGGAGAGCGGAGUUUUCACUCCUUCUACCAGCUACUCCAAGGAGGUUCUGAGCAACUUCUACGUUCUUUACAUCUGCAUAAGGAUUUGUCUGUGUAUGGCUAUAUUGGUGCUGCAGCGCAAUUAAAGUGUUCCGUCAAUGAUGGUACUGAAUUCAAAACUGUUGCUGAUGCCAUGAAAGUUAUUGGUUUUGAACCAGAAGAGGUUCAGACAGUGUACAAAAUUCUUGCUGCCAUUCUACAUUUGGGCAAUUUGCACUUUUCUGUGGAUGGUGAGACACCAGUGAUUGAAAACAGCAAACUAGUAUCUGUCAUCGCAGACCUGUUGUCAACCAAGACUGAUAUGGUGGUGAAGGCCCUGCUUUUUCGAACAGUUGCUACUGGCCGUGAUGUCAUUGAUAAGCAGCAUACAGAGCAAGAAGCCACCUAUGGCAGAAAUGCAUUUGCAAAGGCAAUAUAUGAGCGACUUUUCUGCUGGAUUGUGAUGCACAUCAAUGAUGUGAUUGCAGUGAAGGGCUACAACAGCACAAUUCAUGGGGAAAACACAGUCAUUGGGGUCCUGGAUAUCUAUGGCUUUGAGAUCUUUGACAAUAACAGUUUUGAACAAUUCUGUAUUAAUUACUGCAAUGAGAAGCUGCAGCAGCUCUUCAUCCAGCUAGUUUUAAAGCAAGAGCAGGAGGAAUAUCACCGUGAGGGGAUUCCCUGGAAGCACAUUGACUACUUCAACAACCAGAUCAUUGUCGAUCUAGUGGAGCAGCAGCAUAAAGGGAUCAUUGCCAAUCUAGAUGAUGCAUGCAUAAAUGUUGGAAAAGUCACUGAUGAGAUGUUCCUGGAGGCUCUAAAUAACAAACUGGGCAAGCAUGCUCAUUUUUCCAGCAGAAAGCUUUGUGCUAUGGACAAAAACCUGGAAUUUGACAGAGAUUUUCGGAUUAAACACUUCGCUGGAGAUGUUAUCUACUCUGUCACUGGAUUCAUUGAUAAAAACAAGGACACUUUAUUUCAAGAUUUCAAACGCCUGAUGUAUAACAGCUCCAACCUUGUGCUGAAAAAGAUGUGGCCAGAAGGCAAACUAAGCAUCACAGAAGUGACUAAGCGACCACUGACUGCUGCUACCCUUUUCAAGAACUCAAUGAUUGCUUUAGUGGACAAUUUGGCAUCUAAGGAACCAUACUAUGUCCGUUGCAUUAAGCCCAAUGACAAGAAGUCACCACAGCUAUUUGAUGAAGAACGUUGCAGGCAUCAGGUGGAAUAUCUCGGGCUCCUGGAGAAUGUGAGGGUUCGACGGGCAGGAUUUGCCUAUCGCCAAACAUAUGAGAAAUUCCUUCACAGGUACAAAAUAAUCCCUGAAUUUACUUGGCCAAAUCACAAACUUGCAUCAGACAAAGAGGCUGUAAAGAAACUGAUUGAGCACUGUGGUUUCCAACACGAUGUGGCUUACGGGAAGACCAAGAUUUUCAUCCGCACACCACGGACACUCUUUACAUUGGAAGAACUACAUACCAAGAUGCUUGCAUGGGUGGUUCUCUUUCUACAGAAGGUUUGGAGGGGCACACUGGCUCGCCUCCGCUACAAGAAGACCCGAGCUGCCCUCAAGAUCAUCAAGUGCUACCGUCAGUACAAAGUGAAGUCUUAUAUCCGUGAGGUUGCCCGGCGAUUUCACAAUGUGAAGUCGAUGAAGGAUUAUGGGAAGCAUGUGAGAUGGCCCAGCCCACCCAAAGUGCUGCAGCGGUUUGAAGAGGCCCUUCAGGCAAUCUAUCACAGGUGGAGAGCAUGUGAAAUCAUCAGGAAGAUCCCAGCCAAUGAUCUGCCUCAGAUCAGGGCAAAGGUGGCAGCAGUGGAGCUGCUGAAGGGGCAUCGUCGUGAUAUUGGACUCCAAAGAAUCUGGCAGGGCAACUACCUUGCAUAUAUUCCAGAUAGCUCUCGGGCUGCAGGAUCAAUCACCCCUAUUGCCUUUGAGUUGCAAAGAAAGGACAAGUUUAUGAAUGUUCUUUUCUCAUCUCAUGUCCGCAAGAUAAAUCGUUUCAACAAAGUGGAAUAUAGAGCAAUUUUUAUCACAGACAGGCACCUUUAUAAGAUGGACCCUACAAAGCACUACAAAGUGAUGAAAACUAUCCCACUGUACAAUCUGACAGGAUUGAGCAUCUCCAAUGGAAUGGACCAACUUGUGGUUUUCCACACAAAAGACAACAAGGAUCUAAUUGUGUGCCUUCUUAGCAUGGAUCCAUUCAAUCAGAGCAAAAUUGGGGAGUUGAUUGGAGUUCUAGCAAAUCACUUUAAAAGUGAGAAACGCCACUUGCAAGUGAACAUCACCAACCCAGUCCAGUGCAGCAUGCGUGGUCGGAAAUGCACCAUCUCCGUGGAAACCAGAAUCAAUCAGUCAGAGCCAAACUUCACCAAGGAUCGUGCAGGCUUCAUCCUCUGUGUGCCUGGGAAUUAGCAUUGCUUCUGCUAGGGAAGGGAAAUAGGAGAGAAGCUCCCCCUCUAAGCGCCCUUCCAUGCCUCUUGUGCUUUGAAUCUUGCAGGGAGAGAAGGAGGGUUGUAAAGAUGUUUGCCUGUGACACACAUUUAGACGUCUCUAAAGCUACACUGAGCAAAAGCUUAAAACGCCCUCCAGCACCAUCAUUAUGCCAGCUAUGAAAUUCAAAAUGACUUCCGAGCCAUUUUGUACCAAAGUGCCUUUUAGUAAUGGAUUUUUACAUCCUUCUGCCCCCCCCCAUACCUAAGAUUGUUAUCUAAUUAAUUGUUGAGACUGCAUUUGUAGAAGCCAAAGACUUCUGUGGAUUUCACAUAGACCAAAUCUUAACUUUAAAUAGGAACCAUGUGGGAAAGAUGUUUUUCCAUAACAGUAGUUUCCCAAUAGGUUGCCCAUCCCCCUUGCAUCUUUUUGUCCAAGGAGUUUUUGUCUGAACGCUGAUUGUCGAAUUAAUCCUGCAGCCUGGAUAUUGGCUGUUUUUCUGGGUUGGUUGCUGUGGUGCAAUGCAGCACCUUCCGAAGCCUGCACUGCUUUACUGUAAGAAGUCUCGGUAAUUUUGCCUAGGCACCAACAGAUAGAUGGAAAGAACACCAAAUCUGAAAGUUAUUUAUAAACUUUCUCCAGUCCUUUUUUGUGCACAGAAUCUCCUUAAUGAUUAUCUUUCAAAUGCUGCUUUUAGUGCAUAACGUGCUUUAUCCAAGCACCUGGCAACAUCCUAGCCAGUGUAGUCUUGUAGUUGCCUUUUGUUGGUUAUACAGCUUUCUGCUGAAUAGUGAUGUAGCCUUGUUAACAAACUUAUAUUUCUUUGGUGCCAAAAUACACAUGUUUUGGUAUUGCUGGAGAGCUCUUCCAAGCAUCUUGAAACACAGGAAGAAAUAUCCUCUUCUGGAGCAUUUGGAAGAGGUUCGCACCAGAUGAACAAACAAUCUAGCAAGCAAGCAAACAAACCUUACAUUGUGAAGAUUCAGCUAACUUCUGGGGUAGAGGUGGCAGGGACCCUUGGUCUGAUCCAGCAUGGCGCUUAUGCUCUUAUGACAAUGGUUUCCAUUUGUUCGUUCUUGGUGCUGGUGUUUUUUAAAGCAUGGGAAUGUAGCCUUUCCCAGGUUCAUAGUUGGGGAAACAAACUUGACCCCUCAUGGAGAACAAGGUAGGUAUAUACUUCUAAGCCAUUCCUGGUUAACGGUGUGGCGUUUUUUUUUUCUAUACAUGACAGUUUCUUCCUCUUCUUUAUGACCCAGCUUUCCAGUGAGGAAAGUUCCGGCCCUUUCUUUGCUUGUUUUACAGCUGGCCCAGAUAUUAUGAGAGCCCAAUCUUGUAAUAUAUUAAAGUGUCUUUCAGCAGUACAGGGUGGAAGUGAAUAUUGUUUGAAGUCUUUAACCAAUUCCAGGUAGAAAAACACAGGCUAGAAAAAUACAAUAAUGGGCUUAUACAUCCCAGUGUUCAUUCCCACAUCCAUUGUCAAGCACAUCUGUGCUGACAGUUAUUUAAGAUGGCCUGACCAUUUCUUCCUUCUGAAAAGAAAGUUGGCUCUUGGCUAGUCUUGCCAACAAGAUGAAGGGUUUGUACUCUAUUCCCUGUUGCCAAUGGCAAAAUGGCCUGUGACUGCUUCUCUCUCAAUUACCAGUGUGCUUUCAAAUUCUCACUUUGGGAGCAGCCAAAUUAACCACAGAAGCUGUUUAAUCAGCACUCUCAUAUGGAUUCCCAACCCAAUGGUUGGAUUUGAAUAAGACAGAAGAGAAUUGUGUAGCAAGGAAGUCCUUCCAAAUUUGUAAAAUUGGCUACAUCACAUGCAAUUUUGUCUUGAUUUAAGUGAAUUCACAGUAUUUGUGCCUUUUCUGAUUCUUAGCAGUGUGUAUAUGAGAGAGUGUGAGGGAUGGGUGGUUUGAACAAGCACUAGAGUUAAGCAAGCUGUGUGUCGGGCAGUAUUGCCUAAUCACCUACCAAGGUUAUUAAUCAACCAUCAAAUAACCCAACGACAGCCCAUGGAUUCUUUCAGGGAUGUUUCCCUCUGUAACAAGCCAUGCCACCUUCAAAUGGCACGACAGGCUGCACCCAGGUGGGUAAUUAAAUAAAUGGCAGUUGGCAUGCCUAAGCCACAGUGGCGAUCAUGCAAGCCAGGUCAAAGAGUCUGUGUGCAUUUCUUGGUUUUAUGUCUAAAUUAACUAUUUCUUAAUUGUAUGUUUGAUUUUUAAGCCUGGGGGAAUAAUGUAAUAAAUAUUUUAAAAUGUAGUUUCUAUAAAAAUGUUGGCACAAACCCUUGUCAUGAAUAAAACGUAUUUUUCUUUAAAUAAUUAACUGCAAUAAAUAAAACGACUCUCAUUUAUACC
Molecule: messenger RNA, 5447 nt
Organism: Elgaria multicarinata webbii
Lineage: Eukaryota; Metazoa; Chordata; Lepidosauria; Squamata; Anguidae
Gene: MYO1D
Product: myosin ID
Exons: 22
Coding region: 64-3084 (1006 amino acids)
Biological process (GO): vesicle transport along actin filament; actin filament organization
Cellular component (GO): microvillus; actin cytoskeleton; plasma membrane
Molecular function (GO): ATP binding; actin filament binding; microfilament motor activity
Source: RefSeq, a predicted model, not a curated record